Molecule: messenger RNA, 1066 nt
Organism: Panicum hallii
Lineage: Eukaryota; Viridiplantae; Streptophyta; Magnoliopsida; Poales; Poaceae
Product: succinate dehydrogenase [ubiquinone] iron-sulfur subunit 2, mitochondrial-like
Exons: 1
Coding region: 19-942 (307 amino acids)
Biological process (GO): tricarboxylic acid cycle; aerobic respiration; respiratory electron transport chain
Cellular component (GO): mitochondrion
Molecular function (GO): electron transfer activity; 2 iron, 2 sulfur cluster binding
Source: RefSeq, a predicted model, not a curated record
AGCCUGCAACCGGCCACGAUGCUGCGGAGGACGCUGCCGGCGUUGCGCUCGGUGAAGGACAGCGUGACGGACGCGGCCCGGCAGGCGGCCAAGGGCGACGCGCACUUCCCGUCGCUGCGCGGCCACCCGGCCGCGCGCGUGAACGCCCGCGAGUCCGCCGAGGGGCAGGCCCGGCUGGCCGCGGCGGAGGAGGAGCGGCGGCGCGGCGGCCGGCCUGAGGCGACCACGGUGAAGGAGUUCCAGGUGUACCGGUGGAACCCCGACUCGCCGGGGCGGCCGUUCCUGCAGUCCUACUUCGUGGACCUGGCCGCCUGCGGGCCCAUGGUGCUGGACGUGCUGCAGAAGAUCAAGUCAGAGCACGAUUCCACGCUGGCGUUCCGGCGGUCGUGCCGGGAGGGCAUCUGCGGGUCGUGCUCGAUGAGCAUCGACGGCGUUAACACUGUGGCGUGCCUCAAGCCCGUGGACGCGGACACGUCGCGGCCGAGCAUGAUCACGCCGCUGCCGCACAUGUUCGUGGUCAAGGACCUCGUCGUGGACCUCACCAACUUCUACCAGCAGUACAAGUCCGUCGAGCCGUGGCUCAAGACCAAGAAGCCGCCGGGCGGCGGGCGGCGUGAGCACCCGCAGUCGCCGGCGCAGCGGAAGAAGCUGGACGGGCUGUACGAGUGCAUCCUGUGCGCGUGCUGCAGCACGGCCUGCCCGUCCUACUGGUGGAACUCGGAGGCGUUCCUCGGCCCCGCCGCGCUGCUGCACGCCUACCGCUGGGUCUCCGACAGCCGCGACGACUACGGCCAGGAGCGGGUGCAGGCGCUGUCGGAGGGCUGGGACAAGCUGUACAGGUGCAGGAUGAUCAAGAGCUGCACCGCGACGUGCCCCAAGAGCCUCGACCCCGCCGCCGCCAUCUCCGCCCUGAAGGCCCAGCACCAGCUCCGCAAGGCCUGACGAGAGGCACGAAAGGAUGCCGGCCUUCGUGUCUACGCCGGUGCUACUGGAACGUAGUACGACGUGCCGUGCGUGUUUUGAUCUGGGAAUAAGGAUGCUUUCUUUGUGGAUUUCGUUGCUACUA